This is a messenger RNA of Caenorhabditis bovis, 867 nucleotides long. NCBI's taxonomy places the organism in Eukaryota, Metazoa, Nematoda, Chromadorea, Rhabditida, Rhabditidae. The record is from the annotation of a GenBank genome assembly.
AUGGCGUUGAAGGCCUACUCGAACAAUGAUUGUGAAAUGGAAUGUCCAGUUUGUUGUGUGUUAACGUGUCCGAACAACACACUGCCAUUUGAUUAUCAGGCAUGUGAUCCGCAAUUGAGAUCACAGUGUCCGGCAGGGUUUACGUGCAGAGAGGCUCGCGAUGAAGGCGCCACCGGAAAUUUGUGCUGUGAGAGCGGAACGAUGACAAUCGGCGACUGGCUGGCCGAGAAGAAGAUCACACCCGAUAUUCUGCCGACGGCGCCGUUCUCGCUGAUCACCCGGCUCCAAUUGGCGCCGAUCAAUUCGAAUUUGAAUUUCCCGCCAAUUCACAUCGGCGACGAGAUUGUCGUGUUGAGUUUCGCCGACUACCAAAUUGGGAUUGUCGAGAGUUUGCGGCUCGCGGCGCCCGCCGAACCCGGAUUUUACCAUGUGCUCACGAUGAUCGACGCGCCGUUCAAACCGUUCGCGUUCUAUUUCAACUACAACAUCGCGAGCACCGCCACCGGCGACGUCCUGAAUGUCACCAGUUCUCAACAAUUUUUGGCGUUUGUCGACAAUUCCACGAUUGUUCCCGGCGCCGACGCUUAUCGUCAUCAGUAUCUUGUCCUCGUCUACUACACACCGGCGGCGAUAUCAUUCAACGGAAACUCGGCGGAUGAGAUGCUUCUCGGCUCGUGCAACGACGCGCGUUGCAUGUUCGCGAGUUCGCCGUUCGCGUCGAGACUCAAUCAGCCGAACGCGGCGACCCUCUUCUACUUGACGACGAAGAAGAGCGUGUUCGCCACUUCGACGCCGCCCGACUCAGCGAUCGCGGCGGCGGUUUUGUCGCCAAUCCUCGUCGUUUUCGUUUUUUCCCUUUUAUGGUGA